AUGGAUUUCUCGGGUUCACUGGGCUUUCACCAGCCUCCAUGUGAUGCCGAGCGAGAGAGAAUCCGAGAGCUGUCAAGAUAUUAUUGCGCUUUGGAUCGACCGUUGCCACUGGACCCUGUCGCCGAGAGUGAGCGAUCGCAAGAUGGCGCCCCUCAACAAGACGAACAGCCACGAGCCUGCGAUAUCUCGGCCGACAUUACGCUGAAUGCGCUGGCACAACUCGGAACGCACCGUCUUCAGUGUAACCGAUCCUUCAUCUCCCUCGUCGACGGGUCGAACCAGCACAUCAUCGCCGAGGCGACGAAAUCGGUCUCGCUGCGAAAUAAAGACUCUCACCUGCCUGACGAUGAUAUUUAUCUGGGAGUGCGGUCGCUCGAUUUGGAAUGGGGAUUAUGUCCUCACACGAUCCGUCUGUUUACCGGUCAAGACCUGUCCUACACCAUUGAUUCCGACAACAUCACCGCCAGCCGAACCAGAUAUAUUAUCCGCGAUCUGACCAAGGAAGACUGCUUCAAGGAUCGACCAUAUGUUCAAGAAUGGCCCCAUUUUCGAUUCUACGCCGAAGUGCCCCUCAAGAGUCCGUCCGGGGUGGUCCUCGGUACAUAUUGUGUUAUCGAUGAUAAGCCAAGAGAACGAGCUGAUUUCAGCGACCACGAAGUUGACACCCUGCAAGAGCUCGCCGAUGCUAUUGUGCAUCAUUUGGAAAAUGUGCGAGUGGUCAAUUGCCAUCGUCGGUCAGAACGCUUGGUUGAAGGCUUGACCAAUUUUGUCAAGGACUACUCAGACUUCGAUCCCCGCGAGGCUUCCAGUGGGCGUCGACUGGAAUCGACCUCGUUAGCCUCCAAUGCAGACAUGCCUAUGUCGCUUGACGGGGUCAAAGUCACCGACGCCGGUGUCGUCUCAGCAUCUUCAGCAUCCAGCCGCACAGAACACACAUCUGUUGCUUUCUUCAAUAGUCCACUCCCCGAGUCUACUGAGCCCUCUUCACUCGACUCAGACCAGUCCGUUUCGAUAUCGAGCCCAGGAGAAGAAAGGCCGAUGGAUGAUGUACAAAAUCCAGGUGGCCCCGGUGAUCUCAAAUCUAUGAACAACAACGCUUCGUUGGUUUCUCUUGUAGACAGCAUUCCCAUUUCCGAUCGCAUCACGUCAAUUUUUUCCCGCGCCAGUGUCUUGCUUCGGGAUUCGAUGGACCUUGAUGGCGUUGCUUUCCUUGAUGCUGCCCGAAGCAACCCGUCUUUCCAAGUUUCCGUGGAGCAUGCCAGCUGGGAGCCGCUACCGAAAUCCGUGUCGCCAGUGUCAACCGGAACUGCGCCAUUUCCAGUUACCCCAUCUCUUAGCCCGCUGGGGCUAUCGGGCUCAACCUCGGAAGAUCUCCACGCAUCGUGCGAUAUUCUUAGCUCUGCUUUGAAAAAAAAAUCACCGGGCGAUGCCGCUCCCACCAUUGAUAUUGACGUUACAGAAGAGUUGUUAAGCCAAUUGAUCGCCUUCUUUCCUCAAGGCCAGAUCUUUACCUCGUCCGACUCUGCCGAAACUGAUGAUUACCUGGCUUUCGGAAGCGCCAUCAGCUCUGGAGCUCGAUCAAAGAAGAUCCAAACAAUCUCUCUACGGGUCAUGAAGCUUGUUCCUGGGGCCGAUUCGGUUUUAUUCCUUCCUCUAUGGGACUAUCACAAGUCUCGCUGGAUGGCAGGGACAUUGGUCUGGGCUCGCGACUCUCACCGGGUUCUAGGUAUGGAGGAACUCCAUUACUUCAAAGUCUUUGGUGAUUCUAUUGUGUCUGAGGUCUCCCGGGUGCAUUGGAUGACUACUGAAAAGUCCAAGUUCGACUUCAUCUCAUCUGUCAGCCACGAGCUGCGCUCGCCGUUGCACGGAAUUCUGGCCAGUGCGGAGCUGCUGCAUGCCACACCUCUCCAACCGGCACAGGAAGAAAUGAUUAAAAUGAUUGAGACAUCCGGUUUGACCUUGUUAGAUACCACUGAUCAUUUGCUAAAAAGUCUAGGGGGAAAGCGCAACCGGGAGACUUCAAGUCUUGUGUCCGAUUUUGACCUGGGCCAUCUAGUCGAGGAAGUAACAAAUAUUUUGUAUACUGGUCAGAGAGCACCCAGAAUGUCUGGUCGUGAUAUCGUCAGGUUUUCGCCUAGAAUAGAUGAGGCCAAAUCAGGUGGAACUUGUGCCCAGGACAUGUCGCUGGUCGUCCGCAUCGAGCAGUCCCAAUCUUGGAUGGUUCGCUCUCUACCUGGAGCAUGGCGACGCAUCGUCAUGAAUCUGCUAGGAAACGCUCUCAAGUGGACGAAAUCCGGGUUCGUUGAGGUCUCACUUUCGGUAGCGAGUCCAGACAAAUCGCAAAGCUUUAUCGCCCAUCUGUCAAUCACCGAUACCGGCAGUGGAAUUGCGCCGGAUUUCCUUCGACACAAGCUUUUCUCCCCGUUUGCUCAAGAAGAUUCGUUGGUAGAAGGCGUUGGGUUGGGUUUGAGCAUUGUUCGCCAGCUUGUUACCUCCCUCAAUGGCACUGUCAAUGUGAGAAGUGAGUUAGGUAUUGGCACUCAAGUUGAUGUCUUUAUUCCUGUUCAGGAUCCUGAUGGUUCGAUUCCGCCUCAACUGCUCUUGGAAAAACAUGCCGUUGGCACCGAUGGAAUCAAUGUGCCAUUCCAGGCAUGUCUGGUUGCAUUCAACGGAUAUCCGGAUCUGAAUGAGGUUCCCACGGGAGUCUUGUCCGUCGAUGCUAAGCGGAAAAUUUCGAUACAGAGUACUCUUGCCGAUGUCUUCAUGUCCCAGUUCGGAUGGAGUGUAUCUUUGGCGGAGUCCCUCGAGGAGGCGCAAGGUGAUGUUGUGGUUCUCGAGGAGGCAGUCCUCAAUGCAGCUGCCGAAGGCUCCUCGUGCCUUGAAAUAAUCAAGGCCAUGGAAGCUAAGUUCAAGUAUUUUGUCAUUCUUGGCAGCAAGAGCAUGCAAACGACGUAUGCGCCAACUGUCAUCUGGGUGACUCAACCAUUCGGUCCACAGAAAAUUCAGACUGCUGUACGGAGAGCUUUGGAGCUUCAUCAAACACCAGCAGAGUCUGAAUCUGCUCCUACUUUGACUCCGAUGACUACCUCAGACGACGCAUUAUCAACUCCUCCUCCGAGCUCCCCUCCUGAAGAAGAAGAAGGAGAAAUCACACCAAAGGCAUUGACUGAAGCAAAAUCACAAGGUGCGGCGGUUGUCGAGUCACCAACUGUACCUACCCCACAGCCUAAAGCCAAUCAUGUGCUCAUUGUUGAUGACAACGACAUCAACCUCAAGAUCAUGGCGACAUUCAUCCGCAAAAUCGGCUGCAGCUACGAAACAGCAUCCAACGGUUUAAUCGCCCUGGAGAAAUACAUGGCAUCCAGCCAACAAUUCAACUUCGUCCUAAUGGACAUAUCGAUGCCCGUGAUGGACGGCCUAGUCUCAACCAGCAAAAUCCGCCAAUAUGAAAAAGAAAAACGUCUCAGGCCAUCCUGCAUCAUGGCCGUGACUGGCGUUGCUUCAGAAUCAAUGCAGCAACAGGCCCAAAAAGCAGGAACAAACCAAUACCUAAUCAAACCCCUCUCUCCUCCAUGA
Penicillium maclennaniae is the source of this 3576-nucleotide messenger RNA. RefSeq names its product hybrid sensor histidine kinase/response regulator. The transcript is spliced from 7 exons. The record is from RefSeq and is a predicted model, not a curated record. The coding region runs from base 1 to 3576 and encodes 1191 amino acids. Gene Ontology annotation, molecular function: protein binding; histidine phosphotransfer kinase activity; phosphorelay sensor kinase activity. NCBI's taxonomy places the organism in Eukaryota, Fungi, Ascomycota, Eurotiomycetes, Eurotiales, Aspergillaceae. Gene Ontology annotation, biological process: phosphorelay signal transduction system; protein autophosphorylation.